ACCAUGGACGCUGCCUGCAGGAGAUUUCCGUAGGGGGUACGGUUGUACUCACUGCAUGGGGUAAUGGUAAUGGUGCCUAGCUCUCCAAAGAGGCUCACUUCAAACACACAAGGUUCGAAGGUUCUUCAGCAGGAAAAGAAAGGCCGGGAAAUAAUUGUUUUGAAAAACAAGAGGUUGCUUGGGGAUUUCUGCACAGAGCGGGCGGUCAGGAUGAAACACGCCUGGUGGAAUUUCACCUGCCUCCCAGCUCCUAUUUACCGUGUGCUCAGACCCAGAGCUGACUGGUACCUGGCUGAAUCCGCAUAAAAGUAGGAUUUCCACACCAUUCCCGGAGUUAUCACACUGUUAGAGACUCAGGAUUCGCCAGUCCAACGAUGAGUAAUUCUUUUGUGACACUAGCUAAGGUCCUGGAGGCAAGAGGAAGUCCUAUGGAAGAUAAUGAGAUCUGGGCCUUGUUGUUGCAAGCUACCGAGGUCUUGCAGGAAAAUGCGCUAGAAGGAACUCCCUGCCAUUACAUUCUCUCGCCGUGGUCUGUGCUGUUGUCAGCGAGCGGUGGAAUGUCUUUUCGAAGCAAUGUCUCGGGUACAGACAUUUAUACCUUUGCUGCGCCAGAACUACUCCAGGGCAGAAGUUCCAGCUCGCAACUUGCAAUAGAGAAGAUGCAUGUGUACUCACUGGGAAUGACCCUGUACUGGGCAGUCGAUUAUCAGCUUCCUGAAACACAGCCAGUCCAGCUUAGUGGCCAAUUGAAUCAGCUCUUACUGAGCAUGUGCGAGGACCUCCCACACAAGAGAGUAUCCUUGGACACCAUCGUAAAUACCUGUGAAACGCAUCGGCAGAACUUGGAACUGCCCCCAGCAAGCACGUUCUUAAGGAAACUUGUUCAGCUGGUGCUUGGAACUACGGCAGAGGUACAGCAGGAAGACACUGUCACCAAACAACCUGAUCGAAGCGCCGUGAUCAGGGAAAGGUUACAUCGUAAAAAAACCCCGGAACUAUCUGCUGUGAUCCGCAGAAUCAAUAACCACAAAGGAGAGAACAGUGUUGCACAGCCGACAGAAGCAGGCAUUGACUUGUGGCUGUCCCACCGGUCCCUUAGUUACCAGCCUCCCUCCCCCUCAGCCCCCAUCACCAAGAGCUGCAGUAGAGACUGUGUCCCAAGGAAUGGCACUGUCAUGCCUUUUGCUGCGGUUCCAGAUGCAAAUGGAAACUAUAGUGUUUCCAAGCCUCUCAUGGGUGUUUCCUCCUAUAGUCAGCACCUUUCGCGGUCUAGGGAGUUCCUAACUGGCAGGUCGCAACAGUUGGGGAACAAGGAGCCACACAGUUCUUCAGCUGCCUGCAUCACUUCAGCACUAGAUGCCUUUAGAAGAGUGAAGGAAGGGCAAGGCAGGCUUCAGAGACUGGAAAGCUCAAUGCUGUCAAAGGGGAGCUGGCAUCAACAGAAGGAUUGGCGUGCAGAAAACAGGAGUUCACUAUCAAGUCAGUGUCAAGCCCCAACAGACAGGUCCUUAAGUACAUUAAGUAUCGACUCCAGUGGAAUCCAUCCAGAGAGUGAACAUGGCUAUUCCCUGAGUGCUGCAUCCUGCCUGGAAGGCGAACUUCUGGACGAAGCAAAGAAUUCUCCACAAGGAGCUGUUUCUGUCACCUUUUCGUUGAACCAGAAGGGAAAACGAUAUUUUGGACCAGAGUUUGUUAAAGUAGCUGGUGACCCUGCAAUGCCUUUAGAUUUACCCGGCUCCAUUGCGAGCAAGAAAGGAAAAGUACAUUUAUCCCAACGAGAGCUCAGUGUCAUUAUACCAAAUGGACAGUGUUUGGAUGUGAAGUGUGAUGUGAAUUCUAAGGGCGGUGAUGUCUUUGAUAUGGUGGUGGCCUAUACUAACCUUGUGGAACAUUUCUAUUUUGGCCUUGCUUACCUAAAAGAUAAAGAAUUCUUUUUUCUUGACCAUUUUACCAAGCUGUACAAGGUGGCACCCAGUGGAUGGAAGGAUCAACCCAAAAAGAAAACUACACUCGUAAACUUCACACUGUUCCUCCGAAUAAAGUUCUUCAUUGAAAACUUCAGUUUAAUUCAGCACAGCCUCACCCGACAUCAGUAUUACCUACAACUCAGGAAAGACAUUCUUGAGGAGCGUUUGUACUGUAGUGACGAGACAGCUCUGUUGCUUGCCUCCCUGGCUCUCCAGGUAGAGUACGGAGAUUACAUUUCUGAGGUGCAUGGCAAGAACUACUAUCGUGUUGAACACUAUAUUCCUCCCAGUGUGAUGGAGAAAAUGGCUUUGACUUGUAUAAAGGAGGAACUGCCUCGACUCCACUCCACAUACUUUAAUUUGUCUGAAGAGGAGGCUGAGUUGGAGUUUCUGAAGGUAACACAGCAGCUUCCAGAGUACGGGGUACUGUUCCAUCAGGUGGCACGGGAUAAGAAAGCCACAGGUGGGGACGUUGUGCUCGGAAUCUGUGCCAAAGGGAUCAUCGUUUACGAGGUGAAGAAUAACAGCAGAAUCGCCAGCUUACGCUUCCAGUGGCGUGAAACCGAAAGAAUCACGUUUAAUAGAAAGAAGUUCACUGUGCAAAGCAAUUCAGAUGGAAAGAAACACAUCUUUAUCACAGAAAACAGCAAAACUUGCAAGUACCUGAUCGAGCUAUGCUCUGCUCAGCACAAGUUCCAGAUGCAGAUGAAUUCCAGGCAGCUUAAUCAAACAGCCUUUGAAAAUGAGGAACACGUUUUUACCUCUGUGGUUUCAAAUGAGACACGAUAUGCACGGCGCAGACGUUUCGAGGAGAUGCGCAAUAUUUCCCGUUCAGAGACCAUGUUGAGUCGCCCUAACCUGGACACCACAUCAGUUGGAGCAAUGAGCAAGUCCUGUGACAACCUGACAGCUACCAUGGCACCCUCAGGAGGCACCAAUUACAUGUGGAGAACAGAUGAUAUCCCUCAAUCAGAAAUCCACACCUCCUGGAGAGAAAGGGCUCGAUAUUUGGGUCUGCAGAAUGUGACUCCAGGUCAAAGUGAUGUGAACGGGGCAUCAGAGAACAAACUGGACACUGAGGUGACUAUACCUGAAAGGGAGAUUGUCUUUGUGACCCUGAAGAAAGAUCCCAAAGUUGGUUUUGGGUUUCAGAUUGUUGGAGGAGAGCGUACUGGAAAAUUAGACCUGGGGAUCUUUAUUGCGUCAGUCACGCCAGGAGGCCCAGCAGACAAAGAUGGACGUGUUAAAGAAGGGGGCCGUCUGAUCUCAGUGAAUAAAGAGAGCCUGGAGGGUGUCACUUUCAGAACUGCAGCAGAGAUUCUACAGAAUGCCCCCGAUGAAGUGGCACUUAUCAUCUCUCAGCCAAAAGACCCAAGCGAGGCUGCUGGGAAGGGGGCUGCAAAGUUAAGAAGUAAAGUCAAUAGCUCGGUGAGCUCACAUCACCGUUGGCAUGGUAACAUGCCUGCAAGGGAACAAGGCCUCAAUCAUGAAGCGUGUGCUCCUGAGGUGAUGCCAGUGAAGACUGGGCCACCUGACCAGGCUCACAUUGUGGAAAAGCAGGAUGGUACUGAAACUUUGCAGACGCCACAGGAGUUAAAACCAGGAGACAGAUAUUCUGUGGAGCUGGCCAAGAUAGAUGGAAGCCUUGGUGUUAGUGUCACAGUGAGGGAGAACAUUGCUGGGAAAUGGAGCGUUUUCUGCUUUGCAUCCAGUGACCAUGCCAAGGGUGGUGUGAAUACCAGUGUGAAGAAUGGUGGAAUCUAUGUGAAGGCCAUUAUACCUGGAGGCGCUGCAGAUCUUGAUGGUCACAUCAGGAAAGGUGACUGUUUGCGGGAGGUGGAUGGAAUCAGCCUGCAGGGCAUCACUCAUAAACAAGCGAUUGAGUGUUUGAAGAACACUGGUCAGGUGGUGCGGCUGGUGUUUGAGAGAGGACAGCAGGUGACAGCUGCAAUUCCCAGUUCGGAAAGCCAACAGAGACCCAUUCCCAUUGACAGUCAGCACAGGAAACAAGACAAAUAUCCCGAAGAUUCCAUGAAAACAACCUUGCCGGCUGUACCCAAGGAAUACAGCUUCAUGACAGAUGGUAACACGUUCGAGGUGACAAUGAAGAAGAAUUCAGCAGGUUUGGGGUUCAGUUUCCUGCAGAUGUUUCCAGCAGACAAUGACCCAGCAGGGAGUUUGGUGAGAAUAAAGAAAUUGUUUCCAGGGCAACCAGCAGAGGAGACUGGCCAGAUUGAAAUCGGGGACGUCAUCUUAGCAGUGAAUCAAACCCACCUGAAGGGAUUAUCCUAUCAGGAGGUACUUCAUCUACUGCGAGGAGCUCCCUCUGAGGUUACAAUGAGCAUGUGCAGGCCAGCACCAGGAACCCUACCUGAAAUAGAUCCUAACCUACUGACUCCAGUUUCUUCGCCAGUGAAAGAUUUGUCAGUGCUGACUACAAUUGAUCCACAGCUGAUUCGAGGACCUGAACUGGAUGAAGAUGAAAAGAAGCCCCGAGGUUUCCCUCCACAAGACCACCCAUUGGAUUCAAGUGAUCAGGAGGGAACCAGUGAUAUCAUUCAGGAAUCUAUGGAGCAGCAUUUCCAAGAUAUACCACUUGACACGCCAAACAUGGAAUUAAUCAGUGCUCUAGCUGAAGACCUGAGGCAGAACUGUUACUCAACCUGUGACUUAGAUGUCACAGUGCCAAGCACAGAGAGCCUUCUGUGUAGUGUGGCCGAGGAAAGGGACUCUAGCUCACCGCUGUUCUUUUGCAAGCCCGAAGUAUCUUCCCCAACACCACUCGAUGAAGAAUUUCUGACCAUCAGCUCCACAUCAGACUGCUCACGGUGUGACAGUCCAGAUUCUCAAUCGCCCAACGUCGCUGUGCCACAGCCUCACUUCUUGAUGCCUUUCCCCGAGGAUUCAAGCCCUGCAGAGAAAGACACUGGUGAUAAAACUGAAUGGGAAGAUCUGAAGGAGUUAGACGCCGAAGUGGAAGCAAGAGUAAGGAAUGACGAAGAUGAGGAAGAAGUUCCAAACUUACCCAUAAUACGGGAAUAUGAAAUGUACGUAACCUUGAAGAAAAAUAAGAAGGGAAGCCUUGGUUUCACCAUAAUGCGCAGUAAACUGGACAACUGUUAUUACAUCCGUGAUGUCCUGGAUAAUCCCGCAAAGGCUGAUGGGAGACUAAGAGCAGGAGACAGGCUCAUAACGGUAAACGACUUUGAUGUCACAAAUAUAUCACAUGAGAAUGCCAUUAAUCUACUCCGGUCUGCUCCUUCCAAAUUAACCAUCAUGGUAGGACGUGCUGCUCAGAAUCUACUUCCAGCACUACCCCUGGAAAAGAUCCCUGACAUCAUCCUAAAGAAAGGUCCAAAUGGCCAGUUAGGUUUGAAGUUAACGGGAGGAAUAGGCAGUAAAUGGCAAGGCAUUUAUGUUCUGGAGGUUGUGCCAAAUUCCCCUGCCAGUUUGGAAGGGAGUCUGCAGCCGAGGGACAAGAUACUGUACAUCUGCGAUAUGUGUACCAUGGGCAUGACCUUGGAUGAUGCUGUGCGAGCUUGUGACACAGAGAAUGGCAUCAUAAAAAUCAAGGCUCUGAGGGAUGGUAAACCAGUGAUGACUGAAGCACAGAAAACUGGAGCUACAAGCAGAAAGAAAGCUAAGAAAUGUUUAGCACUAAAAGGCUUCGCUGACCGAAAGCUGACAUCCAAAGAGAGACAAAACCAGCUUGAACGAGAGAAGCUGUGGACUCUGGACGGCAAACAAUCUGCAGAUUAUGCACAGUCUCAGACUAACUCCACUCUGCCUGCAGAAUCUGAGAACUCUAUAAUCCACAUUGAAUUGGAAAAACCAGCAUGUGGCGGUUUGGGCUUUGCACUGGUGGGUGGUGACAACGGAACUGCUGCCUUUGUGAAGGCGAUUAGCCCAGGCAGUGUGGCAGAUCUGGAUGGGAGACUCAAAGUGCGAGACAGUCUGUUGCAGGUGAAUGGGGAAGAUUUAUUUACUCUGUCACACAGUGAGACGGUUGAAGCUUUGCGCCGGGUACAAGGUGUGGUUAGGCUGACUGUCAGCAGAAAGUUGCCGCUGGACAUGGUGGAAAAUCAACCCAAAAUGAAAUCUUUCCUCAGACCACAAUCAAUGUCUACCGAGUUGCAAUUUUCACAGCACAAUCCACAAGUGCUUGAUCCUGAACACACAAGCGAAGGCCCUGGAGACUCCUGGGAGAGUUCAGGGAAUAAUGGUGUUCAUCUGAUGCCAACACCUCAAGAGCAGAAUGGAAAAACCAGCUUCGGUGUCACACAAAGCCUCACACAGAGCUUUGAUUGCUCAGUCAGUUGCAGCCAGAAUCACCCAGGAGGGGCAUGCGAAGACCAAGGAGGGGAUGAAAUGGAGAAAUAUGAGUCCGAUGGCUGGCACAGUGAUGAAGAUGUGCCUCGAUCCUCGUGCAGAGCACCUGCCCCCCCUACAGGCAAGCCCAUGGUGUCAGAGGUCGAGUUGAUCAGUUGGCCUGUGGUGAAGGCUCCAUUGGGCAGCAGGUACUCUGGAACGAACCUAGAGACUCUCAUUGGAAACCUUCAUCAGCAGCUGGAACGCCAGCAACCUCUUAAGGAGUUUAUGGCAUUGGAGCACCUGAAACCAGUUGAUGACUGCAAAGUGGGCAAAGCUCCAGAAAACAGGGAAAAAAACAGAUAUAGAGACAUCCUGCCUUAUGAUAAAACCCGGGUUCAAAUUCGGGGCCAGGGUUAUAUCAAUGCAAGUUACAUUAGGAUGCCAAUUGGAUCUGAGGAGCACGUAUACAUUGCCUGCCAGGGACCAUUACCGGGCACCACUGACGACUUUUGGCAAAUGAUCUGGGAAACGAAAGCUGGCGUCAUUGCGAUGAUGACCCGGGAGCAUGAGCGGGGAAAGGUCAAGUGUCACAGAUACUGGCCUGACAAAAUGUAUAAACCAAUGAGAGUGAGCAAGUACCACCUCAUCCUGGAAAAUUGCCAGAUCCUGGAUUCCUUUGAAAUAAAUGCCAUGAAGAUGACAGACAUUGAGACAGGAGAAGUACAUUACGUGAAACAUCUCAAAUAUGCUACAUGGCCUGAUCAUGGCACACCCAACUCGUCAGAGCAGCUAGUACAAUUCAUUCUCUGUAUGAAGGAGGUGCCCAAACUGGGACCGACUGUCGUCCAUUGCAGUGCUGGGAUCGGGAGAAGUGGCGUCCUAAUCUGUACUGAUGUACUGUUGAGCCUGAUUAAUAAAGAACUCAGCUUUGACAUCAUGGACAUAGUGAGGAACAUGAGAAGACAACGCCACGGCAUGGUUCAGACAAAGGAUCAAUACAUAUUCUGCUACAACAUUGUGUUGGAAAUUCUCGAGAGCAUUCAACAGCUGAACGAACAACAAGAGGAGAACCUGUUGUGAUAAAGUAGCCCAUGGCAGCUGGGGGUCAGAGUUCACAGGCCAUGGGCCUGGGAAUGUUGUGAGCUAAACAUUGAAGUGACUACUCCUAUGUGUUAAUUAGAUUCAGGAAAACAAUGCCAUGCCAGCAGUAACUAAUAAGUAAUGAACUGUGAUUUCACAAUUAUGCUAUGAAAGCUGUUUAUAUAUGAAUUGUAUCGUUUCUACAAAUAAGGAGAAUUUAUUUAGUUAGUUUUCUAGUUGAAGUGAGGUCAGUCAAAUGCCACGCAUGUGUUCAACAAGACUGAACACAACUGCUGUAUUCUUUGCACUAAGGAUUCAUAACUAUGAGUUAGAGAUACUCUUCCCUAGCCUUUCUGCAGGCUAUUUAGAAGGAAAACUAUGCCCUUUAGUUAUGCUUACUGUAUUAGAGUUCAAUCACACCACAGCACAACCAGGUGGGACUCUGAUCAGCAGAUGUUGUUCAUUUGAAAUCAUAGAAGGAGCCAUUUCCAGUAUAACUGAGCCAUCUUAAAAUCAUGACCACAUGUCUGUCAAAAAGGAUGUUUCAAAAAAAUAGUUAUUCAUGUGGACAAUUGUUUUACAAGCUUCAUAAAGCUCAAUGGUUGGAUGUAAAUGCAAUGAGACUUGUAUAUUUCUGGAUUAAUCCCAUAUUGUACACUGUAAAGCUUUCUUCCAAUAUUUUGUUUUGAUUGAAUUGUUUGUAACUAACUGUGAUAUUCCAUCAGCUUGAUUAUUUUUGUCAGGUAUAUUUUAUAAUGGCGGUUCUUGCCCAAUUAAAGAUUUUGUAUAUUUGCACAGAUGAUUCUAAAUGUCAACAGCUGUCUUACUGCGGCACAUGUUAGACUUAGUGGAUGGAUAUUUGUUGAAUUCAACAAAAUGAGUUUAAGCUUUUCUGUCAUUAUGAUAGGUCAGAGCAUGAUUUGAAGCAUAAAAAUGUAAUCAAGUCAAGCAGCUGAAAAUUCCAAUCAGAAUAUGACCAGAUUAAGCUCACUGAUUAAUCAAUACUUCCUUUCAGGCGUACAAAAUUGGACAAGCUCAGUCCAUGCUACACUGUCGUAACUAAAUAAAAGCUUGUUAACCACCCACCACAACCUUAUCACCAACAAAUCUCCUGGAAGAGACAAUAUACAGGGAGAAAAAAAAUCUAUGGCCAAUGAGGGAAUACUCUGUGAAAAUUCCUCUCCAACACGCUUGAGCAGUAAAAGCCAGUCCAGGAAAUCAUGUGCUAUUGGCUGUCUACAAGACACUUAUUUUCUAUAUCAUGAAAUCUUUGCACCAGUCAAGAUGUGAUUUAGCUCCUCUUCUGACAGUCAUUAACUACCAACCAGCAGUGCAAUCCAGAAGCUCACUGCUCUAUGGGGAAAGAAGAGCCACAAGAAUCAAUCCGUUUAUGCCUUGUCUUACAACAGCAUCAUUCUUAGGUGAAGGAGGGAAGAGUGGACGAUGUUUAUUUGCCCCAUCUGAAGCUUGCUGACCUAUCAUGACCCUUCCAUGUCUAGUCAAGUCAAGUUGCCAUAGUAUUACCAGACCAUGAGAGAGAUACACCUGGUAAUGAUUUAACCUGAGGGCCACCAUACCUCAGGUGAGGGGAAAGGUUGAGAAAGAUGAUCCUUCAUAUUAAUUUCAGCAGGUGAUGGGAGCUGAACUCACAUUUUUGGCAUCACACUGCUUUGCAAACCAACCGUCCAGCCAACAGAACUAAACUGAUCCCCCACCUUUCAUAACCACAGAAGAAGUAGGAGCAAGAGUAGGCUAUCUGACCCAGUGAGCCUGCUCCACCUUUCAACAAGAUCAUGGCUGACCUUGCUGUUAGAUAAUUUCUUCUAAUAAGCCAAAAACCGGACUGCAACUGUCAGACUUUAAGGUAAAGAGAACUUUUUAUUUGUGAUAUCACGGAGAGUCGAUGCUAACAAAGGUUAGAUACUGCAGCAAUGCAGAGUUACAGGGUAUUUAUAGAGGUAUGACAAACAAGUCAACACGACAGAUAACGGUUAUCCCAUAGUCCAAAGCUUAACGUUCUCCAGAAAUCUUCCUGAGCUACAGCCUUUAUUCUUCUGUUAAUGUUUAGCUAACAUGCACUUAUUUUACUGACUAGGGCAAAAAUGUGAUUAGGUUUUACUAAGAUAACAGUUACUAAGAACUAGGGGUGUUUGAGUUGACAUUUCCUUUUACUGUUCUGUCUGUCACAUCAUCUUUUUGCCUUUUCGAUACUGACUUUUCUUCAACCUUCUAUAACAUGCUAAUUUUUUCCACACUUGCCAUGGACUCAGCUCCAACUACCUGCCCACUCACCCCAUAACCCUUAAUUUCUUUACUGUUCAAAAAAUCAAUCUUUGCCUUAGAAACAUUUAACAUGUUAGUCUCAACUGUUUCACUGGGCAGGGAAUUCCACAGAUUCACAACCCUUUGGGUGAAGAAGUCCCUCCUCAACUAAAUCUGGUCCCCCUUGUUUUAAGGCAAUGCCCCUUAGUUCUAGUUUCACCUGCCAUUGGAAACAGCUUCUCUGCUUCUGUCUUACCUAGCCCCUUCAUAAUUUUAUAUGUUUCUAUAAGAUCCCUCCUCAUUCUUCUAAAUUCCAAUAAGUAUAGAAUCCCAUACUCAAUCUCUCCUCAUAAGCCAACUCCCUCAAUUCUGGGAUCAACCUAGUGAACCUAAUCUGCACCCCCUCCAGUGCUCGUACAUCCUUUUUCAAGUAAAGAGACCAAACCAGUACCCAGUACACCAGCAGCAUAUACUAGUCAGGUGACUAGCUCAUCACUCAGCACAGGUUUUGAUGUCUUGUCAAGACAUUUCUUUGGUGUUCGUCUGGCAGACAUACAUCAGACCAGAGGAAAACUUGUAAUAGGGUCGUGAUCACAGAUUCUGAUACUCCCACUCAAACUUCAUUAUAGAUGUCGAUACUUGGAGUAGAGUUUUUGUUCAUCUGAGAUUUUGGCACUGAUUGUUGAGAUGAAAUCAGUUGAUAAUUCAACCUACUGCAUCCCUGUACGAUACAGACAAUAUUUCUUUUUCUAGUGUCACAGUAAAUUGAUCAUAAUUCCAUAAACAUGUCAGUUUAAUUUCAGUCUAGCUACUACCACUCCUUCUUUAAAGAGAGUGGUAUUUUAUAGAACGUGACAACUUGAAUGUCUAUUAAAUAAAUCACAGGUUGGUAGAAUUGUUAUCAAUGUAUAUCUCAGAUUAUAUUCAAUAUAUCAACAGUUAGAACCAAGAAAGCAUUGAGUUUAAUUUAUGUAUUGUUGUAGAAAUCACUAGUGCAACUACAGUUAGAGAAGGGCAGUAUUUAAGAUAUGCACAAUUUUAAACAUUUUAUUUGAAUUUAUUUUUCUAUAGAGUUAAUUCAGUAUUGCCACCAGGAGUUAACAUUUUAAAGCUAUCAUUACUCAUAUUGUACAUAUUACUGUAUAUUUA
Messenger RNA from Stegostoma tigrinum, 10769 nucleotides. RefSeq names its product protein tyrosine phosphatase non-receptor type 20 (gene ptpn20). Gene Ontology annotation, biological process: protein dephosphorylation. The record is from RefSeq and is a predicted model, not a curated record. The coding region runs from base 375 to 7358 and encodes 2327 amino acids. Gene Ontology annotation, molecular function: protein tyrosine phosphatase activity; protein binding. The transcript has 49 exons. NCBI's taxonomy places the organism in Eukaryota, Metazoa, Chordata, Chondrichthyes, Orectolobiformes, Stegostomatidae. Gene Ontology annotation, cellular component: cytoskeleton.